GCGGAAGACUAUGCUCUAGAGUAACCCCCUGCCUCAACCGUCACUACCAUCAUCACGAAGAAGAUCCAUACCAUUCACACCAUUCACACCAUACCAUCCAUCCACUCACUUAUCCACUCAUCCAAUCCAUUCCAUCGGAAGAGAAUUGGGAGUGAGAACAUACCACCCCCUCCAACCCCCCCGCGAGGCUACUGCGCUUCACUCCCUGCCUAGCGAAACGAACCUUCCAUCCUUCCCCCUUCCGGACUUCCCUCCCUACAAACGCGGUCACACUUCAUGGAAGAGUGAUGCUUCAGCACCCUCUCCAUAUCGCACCUCUUUGCCAAACCUCCUGCCACUCCGCUCCUGCCACCGUGUUUCUCGGGACGCACCGACUUUUGUCCGGGUCUCUGCUGUGCUGAUUCCUUGCUGACUUUCCUGUCUGCUGUAUAUCAGGGCAAUCCAGGGAGACUUGCAGGCUUUACAGUAAAAAACCAAACGAGAAAAAAAAGGGAAAAUAAUCUAUCUUAUUGUCCCAGUGACUUUUUGUGAGCGACGAACCUGCGAGAGAGAGGGUUGGUAGCCUUCACCUCAACCCAGGAAAUCCCGUUAUCGCCCUAAGGGUCAUACCCACGAAUCUCUGCCCACCAACUCUUCCCUCGCCCAGCUCAUUGCCGUGCCCACAACAAACACUAUCACCGCUCCACCCCGCCGCGGCGCUCCCACUCGCUCACACACUCGUCCACUCAUUCUUCAGUUAUCACUGGUGCCUAUUCAAGUGUUUGAUUGUUUUGUCCAUUCUCUCACCGCGCUGCUGCUUGGCGUUGAAAUAAAAAAAGUGCUGCCCUAGAAGAGGAGUGAGGGAAAUACGGUGGGGAAAAGCCCCCAACUUGAGUCUAAUAUUGGACUCCGGGGAAGGUGAGGGUGAAAAAAGCCUCUAAAGGGACCCGCCAGCAAAAUAGUGAGCCUAGCCCACACGGCCCCCAUUGGUUCUCCAAACCGAGCAACCCAUCCCUUCCACACACCAUCCCUCUCUCAACCUCCCCACUGUCAGUCCGAUUCCUACAUACAUCCUCCUCCAAAUCGACAUUUUUCUCUUUGAUCGGGCUCUACCUCUCUCUCCUACUUUGUUCGAGCCCUGCUAGACUGCAUAAACGCACCCAAGUAUCGAGUCUCAGGGUCCCCGAAAGCCGGAGAAGGAGAGAACUUGCUUUUCCCCCGAGGCAAUAAGCAAGAAGGUCUUGACGUAGGUACCACUAAAUCGAUCGGUGGCUGUCCUGUGGUUUCUUCUUUGUUAUUCUUGGAAUACCCGUUGGUCUGGGGUUGGUUUUCUCGGUCCAUUCUGCCUGCUACUCUACACACCACACAAGACUGCAGUAGUGAAGGAUCCUGCCUCCCAGGUCCUUAAAUUACAACAUAGUUUGCGGAGAAACACGUUAUCGAGCAUGGAGUUUUCGACAGAAUUUAGGGGUUCACAUUUCACACAACCUUCACCGAAUGGGUCGUUAAUUGCCUCGAUCGUGCACCCGAGACUUGUACUCCGUUCAACAUCAACGCUACAAGUAAAACGAACAAUACCACUGAACCCCGACUUUGCGUCUCGAGUGAGUUUCGUCAAGUGGUCACCUUAUUUGAACAGCUCAUUCACUUCACCGGCAUGGCACGGAAUUCCUGUAAUAGGGAAGAGAAGGAGCGGGGUGGAUAAGUCUGAGGAAGAAGGCGGUGGACGACAGCGUGUAUUGCUGGCGGACGACCAAUCAAUCCAAGUAUAUGAUGUGGAGGAUGAAAAAUGGACUGCGGUUAUCAAACAGGGCUUUGGAGGGAUCAGGCACCUUCAGUUUGGCAGAAAUGCAGACGAAGUUGUUGUCUUUUCUGAGUUUCAGCUUAAGGUAACCGUUUGGAAUUUGGCCACAUCAAAGUUGAUAGAGAUACUCAAUCCAAAAUUCCCUACAAGAGGCUACAGUUAUCGUCCUUGCACUGCUCACUUCGCACUUCUCACUCGUUCAUCAACGCAUGAUGUGAUAAGUGUCCACCAGCACACAACUUACAAACUCGCGUCAAGUUUUACAUUGCCAACCCUAGAUGCACAAGGCCUUAAGUGGUCACCAUGUGGCCGAUGGAUAGCAGUAUGGGAUUCGGCUGCUUCUGGAUACAAAGUUCUUGUAUACACUGCGGACGGGCAUUUAUACAGAACGUAUGAGAAACCUUGCGAAGGCCUUGGUGUAAAAAGCGUCGAAUGGAGCCCUGGGGGAGACUUUCUAACUAUUGGAAGUUAUGAUGGGAGAUUGGCUUUCCUGAGCAACUACACAUUCUCUCCUGUGAUUGAAAUGAACCACACGAGGACCGUUAGGCUUCCAGGUGUUACGGUUUGGUCUGAAUGUACAAGCCCACCCCAUGGGAGAUAUUAUGCGCAGGCACAACAACCAACGACGCUUCCCAUAAUACCGUCAAGUUCUUCCGACAGUCAACUCAAGCUUGGCAUCUCAACAAUAGCGUUUAAUAACCCGGAUGGCACACUUAUUGCUACCAGAAAUGAUUCUAUGCCAACUACCGUUUGGAUUUGGUCUUUGAAACUACUCCGGCCGUACGCCGUCCUUGUUCAACUGAAUCCUAUCCGAUCAAUUAGCUGGCACCCAACGAUUCCGGAUCUUCUAAUGAUUCAGUGUGCGCCAGGUGGUGAUGGGAACUCAGCAGAGCCUUCAAAAGAGCAAGGUGUGGUAUAUCUAUGGAGUGCGGCUUGGGCCCAGCCAAGGGCGGUGGCUGUACCAAUGGAGCGCCUGUCGGGGAAUACUUGGGCGAGAUGGAUUCUCACCGCUCCACCCAGUAACACUGUUUCCGCUCCUUUCAGCGCAUCGACCACUAGUCCGGGGCCCCUUAUUAUGGAAAGGAGGAGUCGGAGUCCCGAUAAGAUGGAGGACAAGAAACCGAUGGUUAUGUUUGGAGAUAGGGAUGGUUUUGUUGUGGGGCAUGUGCAGGAUGAGCCGGAGUCGGAGGAUGCAGGGAGAUCGGUGGACGGGGUUGAGGUGGAGUGUCAACAGAAGAGGCAGUGGGAUCUCGCUGACUGGGAGUGCUUUGCGCAAGCCGAAAGGCUUCCGAAAUGUUCGUUAUCAUCGGUACCCCAGGCGCCUCCGCACUCAAACCCUGGCAACAACAAGGGUUUAAGGGGGGGGUUGGGAAGUGUUGUUAAUAGUUCCUCGGGAUCUAACGGAUUAUCUCCUCCGGGUGCCAAGGAGGGGGACGAUAGUUUUGAUUAUCGUUCGUGGGGGCAGAAUGUUCGAGUAAGCUCCUAAGCAGGACGAUGCGGACGGAACCGGUAGCUGGGAAAUAUGAACAAUUGGUCCUUCAAUACGGUAAUAGCUUUCUAACCGCAUUUCGCAUUUGAUUCCUUGAUGAGAUACUCUAGGAGAGCUUUGAUUAAUACAUUGUUUCUUGUAUUUGAUUUUUCUUAAUUCUUCGCAGGAUUCUCCCCCCCCUUUUUUCUCUUUCCUUACAAAUUGUUGUAUAAUGUGCUUUGAUAUAUGGUGUUUUCAGGUGCAAAGUGUUUUUUGUUUUCUCAGACCAUUUUCCUUUCCUGUUCAAAUGUGUAUUUUGCAGAUUUUCUUUCUCAUUUGUCCUCACUUUUCACUUUUAACCUUUCUCUUCAGCCUACGUUUCUUCAUUAUAGCCAUCAUCGUCAUUAUCAUCAUCAAUUUUUCCUUUCCGUUUCUGCUUCUGCUUUGUUAUUGAUGAUUAGGGUCGUCUUAUCCGUUUAACUUUGUUUUAAAAAGGGAGGGAAAGGCCAUUUAUCUACGCUUAUUUAUUUAUCUUUUCAUCCCAUCAUUCCAUCAUUGCCAUAAUUGUUGUCAUGGUUCAACUGUUUUACUGAUUCAUCAUCACACCAUUUGACCCCUCGUUCGAACUUGAGCUUGUGUGGAGGGAAGCGAAGGGAUGGAAAGCGUGAAGGAAGGAAUAUCAGUUUCUCAUAUUUAUCAUAAUUCACUUCUUCUCGAUUGACACAGCAUCACCACCAUAUUUAGAUGUCUUAUGGCAUAGCAUUGCAUAACAUGGCAUAACUUCGUUGGGGGUCUUUCCUUUUUUUUGCUUCUACUUUCUGUU
Tuber melanosporum (Perigord truffle) is the source of this 4074-nucleotide messenger RNA. RefSeq lists its product as uncharacterized. The transcript is spliced from 5 exons. Gene Ontology annotation, molecular function: protein binding. Gene Ontology annotation, biological process: mitotic sister chromatid segregation; microtubule anchoring at mitotic spindle pole body; protein localization to mitotic spindle pole body. The record is from RefSeq and is a predicted model, not a curated record. The coding region runs from base 1425 to 3269 and encodes 614 amino acids. Lineage: Eukaryota; Fungi; Ascomycota; Pezizomycetes; Pezizales; Tuberaceae. Gene Ontology annotation, cellular component: microtubule organizing center; mitotic spindle; MWP complex.